Molecule: messenger RNA, 370 nt
Organism: Meleagris gallopavo (turkey)
Lineage: Eukaryota; Metazoa; Chordata; Aves; Galliformes; Phasianidae
Source: RefSeq, a predicted model, not a curated record
CGUGGUGCCAGCCGAGUACACCGGCAUGCUUAUCCCGGUCUCCCGCUGCAUCCAUGCCCUGGCUGAGAGAGGGGACCCGAUGGUGCGGGACAUGGAAGAACUGGAUCCCCAUUUCCUCAGCUCCAUGUUUCAAGGCCCACUGCUGACUCCCCAGACACUGCUGGCACGUCUGCUGGUGGUGGCAGGGAGCCCUUUUGCAGGCAGCGAACUCCAAGCCGCUGCCUUGCUGCUCAUGCAAAACCUCCACAGCAGGAUCCACAGAGCUGUGGGGGCCAUGUGGGCUGCUGAGAUCCCCGUGCUGCUGCAGCGUCUCAAAGGGAAAGAUGAGAGCUUCCCGGAUUCUGCAGAGUGGGAGCACCAUCUGCUAAAG